This is a messenger RNA of Silurus meridionalis, 3723 nucleotides long. RefSeq lists its product as uncharacterized. The transcript is spliced from 18 exons. Gene Ontology annotation, biological process: binding of sperm to zona pellucida; prevention of polyspermy. Gene Ontology annotation, molecular function: acrosin binding; structural constituent of egg coat. Gene Ontology annotation, cellular component: egg coat. Bases 147 to 3629 code for a protein of 1160 amino acids. The record is from RefSeq and is a predicted model, not a curated record. NCBI's taxonomy places the organism in Eukaryota, Metazoa, Chordata, Actinopteri, Siluriformes, Siluridae.
UCCCUCCACACUGAUGGCGCUGUAAUUGACGCGGCUGAUUGUCAGGAACAGACGCAGGUGUAAGUGAGUUUGUGGUUUGAGGUUAUUAGACUCGGACAGUCGGCUGGUCGCGCGCUCAUACACACACGUGAGUGAGAACACAGGCGAUGUCUUGUCGACUACAGUCAAGAAUUACAGCGAUACUUCUUUUAGCAGCGACCCUACCACUCUUUUUAACAACCUAUGGCUCGGUUUUCGACCCAAACCAGAGCUUACCGGUAAGAAGGAAUUUACCAAACGGAAGCAAAGCCAGAGGAGAGGACGUGAUUAACUUGGAAAGAUCUGAGCAGAGAUUAAACACAGCAACAAAGAACUCAAAAGGCUCCUUUCUUCCAUCCAGCAACAUCUACAUGUUGCCUCCAUUCCAGACUGAUGCAGAACAGCUCUUUCAGUCUGACUCUCAAGGAUUUCCUGAUCAAUCCAUCCAAGGAAAUGUUCAUUUUUCUUCCAGUCAUAUUACUCCAGAAUGGUUACAGAUGAGACCCCUGGUGCAGUGUUCCUCAGCUGCUAUAAUCUUUACAGCCAAAGGGUUGAACUACGUCCAUCUUCUCGUGAACCGAGAGGGUGCUUCUCCUGUGUCAAUACUUCACCUGCCCUCUAACUGUGGGUACAAUGUGAAGGCGACAUGGAGAGAAUUAGUUCUUGUAGUGCCAUAUAAUGGUUGCUAUGUCUUACAGCAGAAUGGAAGUUAUGUUUUACCGCUGCUGUGGUGGGGAAUGUCUUUGAAUAUUUCCUGCCCCAUGCCUCCUGCUUCUGCUCCUGCCAUGCCAUCUGGUUUCUGCUCAUACUUAGGGAUAACCCUAGGGACAGAGGGGUCUUGGAGAGAUAUAGAGAAGUAUAGGAUCAAAGUAAAUGAGGAGUGGGUCCCACUUAUAUCCAACACAUGUGCGUGUCGUAUGGACUCGGCACCUGAAGACCUGAUUCUCUUUAUUCCUUUCACUGUGAAGUGUGUUAAGGAUGGAGGCACAACUCUUAAGCUUCUCUUGGAUGGGAAAAUGUACACGGUCUCUUGUCAGCCUCAUCACUAUAUUCCCCAUUACCCUCAGUAUAAUCCCUCUGCACCAUUCCCUCACCCACUUCAUCCACUGAAGACUCAGUAUAUUCCUCUUAACCCUUCUGUCACUAAACCACACCUGCCUGAAAUGAACACUAAUGUACAGCCCAUGGCACAUCGCAUAAUGCUUCCUGCUGAGCAAGCAUCCCCAGUUGAUGGCACAGGAGUAAAUGCUCAGGCUUCUCUGCACACAUCAUUGUCAUAUGAUAUUUCACACGUGCCUGUUACACAUUCUUCGGAAAUGCCCACAACAGGGGGUGCAGAAAAAACGCUCCCACCUUUUGAGCAUUUGCAGGUAAGCAUGCCUUUGGUUUACCCACCUUAUCAACAUUUUCCUCAUGCUAUAUACCCUUACUACAAUAAUGUAGUAUCGGUGCCUCAGAUGCCCCAGAUGCUUCAACAUCCUCAGGUCCACCAGGUGCCUCAACCUCCUCAAGUAUCCCAUAUGCCUCAAGCUCCCCAGGUGCCUCAAGCUCCCCAGGUGCCCCAAGCGCCCCAGGUGCCUCAGGUGCCUCAAGCACCCCAGGUGCCCCAAAAUCCUCAGGUGCCCCAGGUGCCUCAACAUCCUCAGGUGCCCCAGAAUCCUCAACAGCAUAUGUUUCCAGUGCUAACAAAUGAUUCCUCCCAGUUGUCUCCUGUGCUUACCUGCAAAAAGGAUCUUUUGAGAGCAUCUCUGCACUCUGCAAAAAUGAAAUCUGUUAAAAUAAAAGAUAUGAAGAGGAAAGUUUGGGUUCCUGUUUCUUCUGCUCCGGUGCACUGUGGGUACUCACUGCAACGUAAAGGCAGGGGUGUGGUUUUCUCCUCCCCUCUUCCUGCUUGUCAUUCAUAUACUGUGCGUCCCUCAUUACUCUCCCUUUCGCUGAAGUUCUGGGAUCCUGUGAUACAGAGACACCAUGCUGUACAACUCCAGUGUCCUUACAUUUCACCCUCUCCUACUAUAAGUGCUUCCUCCCCAACAACAACCAGUCUCAUGCUCAAGCCUGUUUUCACACGUCCUCAACCAGCCAGUCAUGAGAUCCAGCUUUCCCAUCCUGAAAAACCCUUAGGCUCAUAUUCCAACCCAUCAAAACCUAGAGACCCAUCUAUCCGCUUCCCAAAUCCCAAUGAUCAAUUUCUGUACCCACCUAAACCGACCCCCCCAUCUUUCCAGCAGUCCAACAACCCAAUGCCAACUUUCUGGCCACCUAAGCUCACCGGGAUGUCCCAAACUACACCUCUGGCUUCUCAAGUACAUCAACCACAAGUGUUAUGCCACUUUAAAGAUAUGAGUGUCACAUUACCCUCUGGCCCAGUCACAGAACUGAUGGUUCAGUCUCCAAUCGGUGGCAUCAAUGAAAAUAUCAAAGCAGUGCUGUUCGACGAAGCCCCCAGUCACUGUGGGUAUUUGAUGAAGAAGAACCAAAAUGGUGGUAUUAACAUUCUUCUGCCCUACACAUCCUGUCACAUGGUAUAUCAGGCUGGACAGUACAGAAUUGUGUUGAAGUAUCAGACAGCAGACGGUCGUAAAGUUGAGGCCUUCCUGUCCUGCCAAGUACCCAUGAAUCAUGAAUGCAGUCUGCCAUUUGAACAUCGAUUAGCCUGCGGGCCCAGCUCUGUUUCAGCAGCUGAAUGCCGUGAGCUUGGUUGCUGUUACUCCACAGAUACUCAGACCUGCUACUACUCUAUGGAUGAAUGCACAGCUGAUCGGCAUUUCGUCUUCUCCAUCCCUGCGUCGCUCACAGAACCACCCCUUUCCCCUGCUCUCUUGGUUGCAGCUGGUAACAGCUCCUGCACUCCUCAGAGGGUGGUGGAUGACUUGGCCCUCUUUAAGAUCCCUUUGGAUGGCUGUGGCACUCACAAAUAUGAAGUGGGUAACACUGUGAUAUACAUGCUGGAGAUCUUGAACACUUUGCACUCUGUCACGCUUAACUAUGGAACCAUAACGAGAGAUUCACCAUUUAGGUUGUUGAUUGAGUGCCGAUAUCUGCCUGGCACUGUGGCCAGCGUGGGUUACCUGGUUAAAAGCCCAUCUCUCGGCCCAUCCAUUCAGGCCCAUGGAGUGUUUGGGGUUCAGCUCAGGAUUGCAAAAGACAAGCAGUAUAGUAGCUACUACCCGCAAUACCACCGGCCCCUGCACAAGCUGCUGGGAAAACCCCUUUACCUGGAGGUUCGUUUACUGAACCCUUUAGACCCCAGUGCAGUGCUGUUGGUGCAAUACUGUGUGGCGUACCCUCGCUCGGCGCAUUCAACAUGGGUCCUUAUCUACGAUGGAUGCCCAAACCCCCUUGAUGUCACUCCAUCCCAUGAACCCCCUCCCACUCCCUCAGAAGGACUGGCCAAUCACGUGAGGCGCUUCACCGUCAGUACUUUCCAAUUCUUGGAAAAAAAUAGGAAGGAAGCUACAUCUGGUGAGCAGGUGGUAAAGGAGGAGGGAGAGGGUGGAGAGGAGGAAGAGAUCUAUUUUAUGUGUGCCACUGAGGUGUGUUUGCCCUCUGAAGGGCCAUGUGUAGAGGGCUGUAUUGAUCGAGCUGUGGAUUCCCCAGCAGUGAAGUCCUGAUGUGUGUCCUGAAGUGUCACUGUUCUAAAAUGGCUCACAAUGCUUGUGAAUGGUUGUGUAUAACAAAAAAUAAACAUACAAUAAAUUUCUGUGA